AUGGAUCAUUACCAGCAUAAAUCUGGUGCUCAAAAAAGAAAAGAAAAGAUUGCUCGAGAAAAAUCAGCCAAGAAGGGUCAAAGUACGAUUGAGUCUUUUGAAUUUAUAAAUUGUAAUCGUAUUGAUGGUGUUUAUGAGGAUCAGAUGUGCAAGAUGAAGUCACAACUCUCAAAUGUUGAAGUAGAGAUAGUGCCAAUUGAGGAAGAUGAAUUGUUAAAUAGGAAAGUUAUGAGUGCUGAUGUGAAAGAGAAUGUAAUAGACGAAAAUGAAAAUAUUCUUCCAAAGACAUCAACUGCAAGGCUAGAAGAAUUACAAGACAAGGCAGAUGAUGUCCAACUAGUUCCAUCAAAUAACUAUGAUAUUGGUUUAGUUAAGGAAUUAUUUUGCACUGCUGAACAAAUAGAAAAAUUUGUUCAUCAUGGACCCAUUGCUCACCCAACAAAAUUUCCAAAAGAUGCAUUGCCUAAAUCAUUUCCGCGCACGUUAUUUCACAUGCCUAAUGGCGAAAAAAUUCCACGAGAUUGGCUAACGUGGAAAGUGGAAAGAUGGAGGCAAAUACUUCGUAGAGUAUUAGAUGUUAUCUUGUUUUUGGGUGAAAGAGGUCUUGCAUUUAGAGGCGAUAGUCAUCUAAUUGGUGACCCUAAAAAUUUUUUGGGAAUUAUGGAACUCAUUGGUCAUUACGAUUCCAUUCUACAUAAUCAUCUCGAAAAAGUAAAAGCUUCUCAACAGAGCCAUAAGCGAAUGCAAGCACAUUAUUUGUCAAAUGAUAUCCAGAAUGAGUUUAUUCAGUGCUGUGCAGAUAAAGUCACAGAUGUGAUAUUAGAUGAGAGGGAGAAAUGCAAAUAUUUUUCAAUGAUUGUGGAUGCAACGCCUGAUACAGCUCAUAUUGAGCAAAAUGUUUUUAUUUUAAGAUACGUCUUACAGGACAAAUUGACAGGAAAAUAUGAGGUAAAAGAGAGAUUUCUGGAAUUUGUAGAUUGCAAUAAAAAAACUGGUGAAGAUAUUGCAAAUAUAAUUACUUCUACUCUUCAGAAACAUAAAAUACCACUGAUGUGCUGUCGUGGACAAGGAUACGACAAUGGGAGUAAUAUGAAAGGUUCAGUCAAGGGAGCACAAGCUCAAAUUCUUCAACAUUAUCCACUUGCUACUUACUCUCCCUGUGCUUGUCAUAGUCUGAAUUUAUGCGGUGCACAAGCUGCUGAAUGUUGUCCUCAAGUGAUAACUUUCUUUGGGAUAGUGCAAAAACUGUAUAACAUAUUUAGUAGCAGUCCUCAAAGAUGGGAAAUUUUAAAAAAAUAUAUUGGUUCGUCUCUUCAUAGCAUGUCCCAAACUUAA
This is a messenger RNA of Hydra vulgaris (swiftwater hydra), 1335 nucleotides long. Its product is annotated as zinc finger MYM-type protein 1-like. The record is from RefSeq and is a predicted model, not a curated record. NCBI's taxonomy places the organism in Eukaryota, Metazoa, Cnidaria, Hydrozoa, Anthoathecata, Hydridae.